AUGGGUCAAGACGCCAAGGCCUACAUGGCUAAGAUGAGGAAAGUGGUAGGCAAGUCAGACGAAGACGUGUCGUGCGCCGACUCAAACGCGCGCAUGAACGGCAACUUGCAGACAAACAUAUCCGAUCCGUCACACGACAAAUCACCGAGCGACAGGAUCGCGUGUAAGAUGGUCUCGAAUGCCCCUCAACUGCCCGAGGCGUCGCAGAAGUGCCCGUCCCUCUAUGACGCUUUGCCGUUCCUGCCGAGUCUUGCGCGACACACAGAAAUCAUCAUCGAGGUGGAUACCGACGGCGGCCUUGAGUAG
Molecule: messenger RNA, 306 nt
Organism: Verticillium dahliae VdLs.17
Lineage: Eukaryota; Fungi; Ascomycota; Sordariomycetes; Glomerellales; Plectosphaerellaceae
Exons: 4
Coding region: 1-306 (101 amino acids)
Source: RefSeq, a predicted model, not a curated record